This is a messenger RNA of Mauremys mutica (yellowpond turtle), 3752 nucleotides long. RefSeq names its product F-box protein 34 (gene FBXO34). The coding region runs from base 950 to 3208 and encodes 752 amino acids. The record is from RefSeq and is a predicted model, not a curated record. Gene Ontology annotation, molecular function: protein binding. Lineage: Eukaryota; Metazoa; Chordata; Testudines; Geoemydidae. The transcript is spliced from 6 exons.
CAAGUUGGCUCCGCUGUGGGGGAUCCGGCUGUGCCGAGCGACCGGGGUCUCCUGAGCCUCCCGCCCGCCGCCGGCUCCGGGCCCCCCGCUGCUCUGGGACCUAGGCGGGCCCGCGCCCUGUACCCGGUAGGGCCGCGGCUCGGGGGAGGGGCCUGGGUCCUGCACCGCCCCCGAGCAGCCCCGGGAGCGGGGCUCGGAGCGCCGGGGAGGCCGGGCAGAAAUGUCAUUCCCGGGAGUGUGCAGGAAACCCUAGAGAACUGUAAUGUCUAAGCCUACACGGAGUGACAACUCUAAGACGCUAGCUUUCUCUGCUGCUUGAUCCUGCAGUGAUGCCAUAAUGCUGAAUUUUGGACAGCCCUCAUCAUUACCAUGGCAACAGACUGAUGUCACAGACUCAAGGACAUGACUUCAAUGCAUGAUCAUGCAGAGGCAGAACCUGGUUUGUGAAGGAGAAAGCUGACUAACAGACACCUGAAAAGCAAGCAAGGGGAAGCAAGGUGUUUCAGUUUGAAAACCUCCCUUUUUAAAAGGCAAAUAUGAAUCUGGUCACAUCUUAGAGACGGGAAUGUUCUGCAUGGAUGGAUGGACGUUCUUAGAAUCGAUAUGCUGACAUUUCACAGCACAAUCACCUCCAAGAGCAGGAAGCCGUAGAAUAGUAAUAACCAAGGAGAAUUAUCGGCUCAAUCGGGAGACGUGGACUGAGUACCUAGUCUCCAGCUUCAGGGGACAGAAAGUAUCAUGAGACCAGGGGCUUCACAUUGCUCUGCAAUGACCAAUCCAAGAGUAACAUUCAUGGGCUAUGAAGAGUCCUGUCAGCCUUCAUCCAGUUUCUAGGUGGCAGAGAGACAGUGAAACACUGUGUGGGGCAAGAAAAGCGCUUGCGGGAGCCUGCAUGUAAACAAAGAUGGAUUGGCUGUGACCGCGUGCCUUAGGUGGGGAGAUCGGUAGUAUGAAGACUUCCUACAGAGCUGGCCUCCACAGGGAACCACUGAAUUCCACAUCAUCUACAUUCCAUCAAGUCAAACGGGCUUCUGGCAUGCACUUAAAGCCAUACCUCAAAUUACAGAAGAAAGAGCGAUCUCUAGAUAUAAGCCAAGAUUCCCUGAGAGGCCUGCAUAUGAGCCAUCAAAGGUCAGCACAGGAGGAAAAGUAUACGAACAACUGCACCAAACUGAGCAUUUUACCUACGUCCCCGGUCGUGACUUCCUCUCGAAAGCCUUUGGGAAUUAUUUACCCUGAUGCUAUGUGCAAUAUGAGCCGGAAGGCUCCAGCAGAAGGCCCAAGUGUUGAGAAGAAGGCUGCCCCGUCUGCGACAAUCCACCAGGGGGAUGAGGGGGAUGGACCGUUAGACAUCUGGGCUGUCGUGAAACCUGGGAAUACCAAGGAAAAGAUUGCCUUCUUCGCAGCCCAGCAGUGCAACAAUAGGAUGGGCUCAAUGAAACUUAAAAGCACCUGGGAUAUAGAUGGAAGAUCAGCUAAACGAAGGAAGAAAUCCGUGGAUCUUAUAAAAGCAAAGAUUCAAUUAGAAAGGAUGAGAGAGGCAAACAGGAGGUGCGCCCAGCCUGAGCCUUUUGCAUGUGGCAUUGAGCACUGUUCUGUACAUUAUGUUAAUGACAAUGGUGAAGGGAUAUUUCCAGGUCGAUCCUUAUCUGUAAUCGAGAUGGUAGCUUUUCUAGAACACAGAGCAAGUGCUUUGCUGGCCGACUGCACCAAAAACUGCACGAACGCUUCCACUACAAGGCUGAGUGGGCAAUCCAAAGGUGCACUUCCUGCUUCAGACCCUUUCUCUGCCCCGGGGGCCUGCGAGGUACAUUCUGAAAAAGGGACCUGUGGGAGUGGUGAGCAGCAGAAUGAGCCCGUGCGUGUGCUGGACAUGGUUGCAAAGCUUGAAUCUGAGUGCUUGAGGCGCCAGAGCGAGCGUGAAGCAGGGAGCCUAUCCAGGAACAACAGCUUCCGGAGGAACAUAGGGCGGAUGUUACUGGCGAAUGGCACCCAGUCCGAGUGUGACACUGGGAAGGUAUCUUCCAAAGUCCUUGUCCAGGAGGUAAGUUUAAAAGAUCCUGUUACAGUGGAUGAUGAUGGACAGAGAACAAAGCGUGGCCCUUCGGCUGCUGAUGAAUUAUGGGAAGGAGCUGCUUCUGGUCAGCAGUCCUUUCCGGCAGUAGCAGCUGUGGAUAUCCACAUGGUGAACAUCAGUGUCAAGCUUGGUCAAGAAAUCUCAGUGAGACCCGGCAGCAGAGGUGAUUCUGAAAUGAUCGUGGAACCUCUGGGGUCCAUCCCUUCUACAUGUCCAGGAGCUAUUGGGCUGUCGUCAGAUGCCAUGCAGAGCGAGAGUACGGCUGUUGAUUGUUCGGCUAGAGAACCUGUAUCUAUUCCUGAUCUGAAUUCGCAUCCAACGAGGAGAGAGUCUUUAUGCAUCAGUAUAUCAGUCACCAAGACAGAGAAGGGGUGCAGGAAAGAGCAGCCUUCUAAUAUUAGCUUUGGUGAAGAUCCACUUCCAGGGAGGCUGUUCUUUCUGCAUCCUGGUCACCACACCAAGCAAGAACACACAGGGUUAGGGGAAAGUACUAAAGAAAAGCCAGGAGAAGUGGGCCAAACUGAGGAUGCUGCUGACAAUAACAAAGUGUGUGAGAUCAGUAGUGUUUCCAUAGAGCCAUUUGCCCUUUCACUGUCUCCCAUGGAAAGUGCUUUGCAGAUACUUGACACUUCUUGUUUGAAAAGGCAGGUGUCUCAUGACUUUCUGGAGACUAGGUUUAAAAUUCAGCAGCUUUUGGAGCCGCAGCAGUAUAUGGCCUUCCUGCCCCACCACAUCAUGGUUAAGAUCUUCAGGUUGCUCCCCACUAAGAGUCUAGUCGCUCUUAAAUGUACUUGUUGUUACUUCAAAUUUAUCAUUGAAUACUACAACAUAAGGCCAGCUGAUUCCCGCUGGGUCCGUGAUCCACGGUACAAAGAAGAUCCUUGCAAGCAGUGCAAGAAGAAGUAUGUGAAAGGGGAUGUGUCAUUGUGCCGGUGGCAUCCCAAACCCUACUGUCAAGCUUUACCAUAUGGCCCAGGGUAUUGGAUGUGCUGUCACAAGUCUCAGAAAGGCAUCCCUGGGUGUAAAUUAGGUCUUCAUGACAAUCAUUGGGUUCCUGCCUGCCACAGCUUUAACCGCACUCUUCACAAGAAAACCAGAGGAGGAGCAGCAGAUGCGGAAGAGGAAUAUUAGUGCACAUACACUUUCUCUUGGGAGGAGGAAAUUUUCAUGCUCUGUGCUGUUUACAGUGUAUAUAAUUGUGUUUUCACAGGGCUAUGAAACUGCACAUACUUAAACACAAGAGCCUUUACCUGUUAGAUUACAGAUAGCUUUUAGCCCAUCAUUGUAAAUAACACUAUUAAAAACAAAUUGUACAUAUAGAGUCUACAGCUGGCUGAACAAUUUAAUCACUACAAUGCAGCUAUGAUAGUGUUGCGGCUAUAGUCUUGUGUGUUUUUAAGUGUCUCGUUUCAAAAUCUGUAUAUCCUGUAUAAUAUAUGAGCGUUUCUGAGAAGAAACUCUAAAUAGGUAAAGGUUAACUUGUUUAAAGGCUCUUCAAAUGAUUUAACUGGACAACCUUAACGUUAGACUAGACCAGAUAUUUGUUAUGGUAGCGUAGCAGUGAACAAAAGAGAGGAAUAUUAUUGUAUAGGCAGAGUAUAAAAAGGUUCUUGUCUCCCUUACCCAUGUUGUCUGGUUGUUAUUUUUUUUUUACUUUAAUAAAAUGUGCAUUCUA